AUGUCUUUGGCUACAGCAGUAUGUCGAAGAUACGUAUUGCGUUGCAGCGAAUUAGAAAAAUCGGAGACCCGUAUAACGAAUCAUAUUUGUGCAAACCAUUCGAUCUGUUGCGAUCUACCAAACAAAUCAAAUAUAGAUUCUCGAAGCAGAGAGAAGUCGUGUAUGAAGGAUAAUAAUUCUGUUUGUCAAAACGACUUAUCGACUUGUUACAAUGCAUCGACCGAAUCCAAUUCACUUUCCAAUGAACAGGAGGACAAUUCGAUCUACGAUACGAAAGAAUCAUCCGCAUCGAUCUGGAGGCCGCUCUCAGCGUGUUACAGCAUGCCAGAAGAAUCAGAUCCUCUGGUCAAAGAACUGCUUGAACAACUUUCCAGAACGCGAUACACGAACGAGUAUCGCAGACACUGGGAAAUGAUGGUGCACUGCGAGAGGGCCGCGUUUCCAAGGGCGGCGUUGAAUUUGCCUCUGCCCUCGAGGGAGGGCCGUUUCUACUGGCAUUUGUACUCAACCGCGAUGAAAAACUCACAUCCCUACCAGAAACAAGUGAAUCACGCUCUGCUCGUUACAUUGGCCAAACUUCUGUAUAGCCAAAAAAGCAAGAGGGGUAUGAGCGUUUGGGCAGAAUUGAUUCGGCUACAAACGUUUGAUCAAAUUGGCCGGAAGAAUUUGAUAACUCGACUAGAACGACUCCUCUAUAAACAGAUUAGACUAGAAUCUAUUUGUCUGGAAGGUUUGUCGUUAACGCCAGACGAAGGUGUACGACUACUAUUGGCAUUAUACAACUCCCGUAAAACAAUGAGACACGUAUAUUGUUGGCACGCGUUCGAGAAAAUGGUAGGCCUCACGGUGGAUCCUGGUCAUCACGAACAAUCAAGAUUUUAUACGGACAAAGAAAUCAAGAUAUGCGACUGGUUUCGCGCCAUCGGCUGCUUGGAGUUUCUCACCACUUUAUCUGUAAACUACGCGUACAUAGCGACACCCACGGGAGAUCUACUCGUCAGUUUGGCCAAGAAACUUGGAACAAAUUGGCACUGGUUACAGCUAUUGUGUUCAGAAGAAGAAAUUAUACAAAAAGCAGAAGAUGAAUAUGAUAUUGAAAAAGUCGUAAUACCGGACAGCGCUUGGAGAGCAGCACAUUUUUGGGCACCAGUACUGAAAGUACAAUAUGCUAUUAUAGGAAUAGCACGAUAUGAUGUCCAUAAGAAAUUUUUUACAAAACAUACUCGAAUCCAUACUUUUGCACUAUCAACGAGUAUCGAUUUGAAAUUUCGACAGCCAUGGUAUCUCGAUUGCACGAUUAAAACACUUUGCACAUGGUAUUCGGAUACUCUAGUAUACUUAUGCCUGCAAUUAUGGCACAAUCGACAGAAUUUGGAUGAUCAACUAAGACGACUCUUUAUUUACUUACCAUCACUUCGUGUUUUUGAAUAUAUCGGCGAAAUUCGAACAUUGAAAACACUUUGUGCUAUGUGCUGUCAAAUACGAUCUGGUCAUUGCAAUGUUUAUCGUGUUAAUAUGCAACUUCAAGAUGUUAAUGGUUUAGAUAAAGAGAAAUGGAUAAAGAGCAUAAGGUGUAUGAUGGCUUGUUUCAAAUGCGAUUUUAAUAGAAUGGGUGUUGAAUUUAAUAUCGACUUUUAUUGUUGUUAA
Molecule: messenger RNA, 1647 nt
Organism: Bombus pyrosoma
Lineage: Eukaryota; Metazoa; Arthropoda; Insecta; Hymenoptera; Apidae
Exons: 11
Coding region: 1-1647 (548 amino acids)
Source: RefSeq, a predicted model, not a curated record